Molecule: messenger RNA, 1458 nt
Organism: Cydia pomonella (codling moth)
Lineage: Eukaryota; Metazoa; Arthropoda; Insecta; Lepidoptera; Tortricidae
Gene: mgr
Product: prefoldin subunit 3
Exons: 4
Coding region: 284-838 (184 amino acids)
Biological process (GO): tubulin complex assembly; microtubule-based process; protein folding
Cellular component (GO): cytoplasm; prefoldin complex
Molecular function (GO): tubulin binding
Source: RefSeq, a predicted model, not a curated record
UUCUCAUAUGGAGACACUUUUUUUGGCCAAUGUACACUAUCCGGAUUAUUUUCGAAGUCCGUGGGUUGGAACCUGUUAAUAAAAAAAAAUAACUGUCAAAUUCGCUCUGCUCCGCUGACUAUACUCUCCUCGCUUGUCCGUAGAAGUUAAAAUUUCCUCGGCGAAUAAGAAAAUGAUUGCGGCAUCUUAUAAUAAAAGGUGUUAUAUGUCGUGAUAUAACUAGGCGAGGCUGCUGUGAUCGAAUCUAAUAAUUAUUACGAAAGAUAACAUAUUUAUAAACAAAAUGGAAGGUGAUGCAGCGGAGUCUGCAAAUGCAAAAUCUUAUUCGGGAAUUCCUGAAGCUGUAUUUGUAGAUAAUGUUGAUGAAUUUAUGAGUUUACCAGAGAACUCUGAAGGUGUAGAUAAAGUAUUACGAAAACUUGACGAACAGCAUGGCAAGUACAAGUUUAUGGAAUACACCCUAGCAACCAAAAGAAGGCGCUUGAGGCAACAAAUUCCUGACUUAGCUAGAUCACUUGAAAUGAUAGAGAAAUUGAAAGCACAGAAGGAAGACAUGGAUACUCAAUUUUUAUUAAGUGACCAAGUUUUUGUUAAGGCUAAUGUACCACCAACUGAGAAGGUAUAUCUAUGGCUGGGAGCGAAUGUGAUGCUGGAGUACUCUUUAGAAGACGCAGAGAAGUUACUUUCUUCCAAUAUGGCUACUGCUAAGAAGAACUUAGCCUGUGUAGAGCAUGACUUGGACUUCUUACGUGAUCAAUGGACAACUACUGAAGUGAAUAUGGCAAGAGUGUACAACUGGGAUGUGAAAAAACGUCAAGCCGCUAAAGCUAACUCCUAAACUAUGCUAACCAUCACUAUAGCACCUAUCAGAAAAAAGAUAGAUUUAGUCAUAAUAUUUUAUAUGAACUAAUGGAACAAAGUAUCUUUGGCAAGUUAUUAUAUUAUGAUUUAGUUAAUAUUAACAGGUGUUUUAAUGUCACAAGUUGCCAGAGAUUGCAUUUUAAGUGUAUUAUUCUGCACUAAGUGCAUUUACAGAUACAAACUUGCUACAUAAUAGGAGUUGACUUAGCAGAACAUGUAUUUCUUUAGUUUAAAACAUUAAAGACAUAAUCAAACACUUUAUGUUCCCAUAACUAUCCAAUUAUUAAAUAGUGUUACCUACUUUUGAUGUUUUCUAAACUAACAUUAUUAUUUUGGUUUUCCAUAAUGAACUAUGGUACCCUGGUGCUUUUUAUUAACUUACUGAAUUUAGUUGUACUAUUCAUUGCCAAAUGUUUGUACUAAGUAAGACUUUAGGCAUUUAUUUUUUUUGAUUGAGAGCCCAUAUUAUUCUCAAGUUGGUCAGUUGAAUUCAGGUUACUAAAUGUUACUGAUUUGCACAUGCAUUAUUUUAUUUACAAUUCAAUUGUUGUGUUCUUCUGUUGUUCACAGAAUUUUGUAAUAAAUGCUUGCUUUUAA